CUCGGUGACUGUGUUACAGAUUUGAUCUUGACACUGUGCGCAAAUGUUUUGCAACCGGACGGAUUGGAUCGGUUCAUUGGCGCUUCUGCCGUAGCUUCCGCUGUAGUCAUGAACGUGAAGUUGAGGAAGCCACUCGCAGCCACCAGUUGCUGGUUGGUCGUUUUGUACGGAUCGCUGGUUGCAGGUGCCGAUCAUGCGGCUACCGUGGACGGUAUACUCCGAACGGUGGUUGCUGUGCGAUCACAACUGGAACCAGUGGUAAAGUUGCACCUGGCACAGCGAACGACGGCGCUACCUCCGGCGACCAGAAUGGGUGGUCUGUCUUGUGGUGCAACGAUACGGGCUUCAGGUUUGCAGCGGUUGUUUAAUUGUGUUGCAAUGGAAAAUCGUCCAGCGGAGGCAGUACCGACGGUUUCCGAGCUGAAUGUACAGCAGCGCACCGAUGACGCACCCCAAUACACCCCGGUGAAGAUAAUCAGCGCGGAUAGGAAGGGCGGCUGGUCAGCGUACAGUGAGGGGGCGUCUUCAUUCGGGCAGGACGUGACGAAACGUCCAAAUCAGGAAGGACCUGUGCGUGCGAAUCCACUCGGGCUUAUAUUCCCUACACUGCAGCAGAUAAAUCAAUUCAACCAGUGGCAACGACCUUACCAGAGUCCCAGCCAGCUUCCGGCAGUAACCAUUCCCACCACAACCAGUACCACAACUACCACGACGGUUCGUCCACAUGUGAAUGAUUUUUAUUUACCACCCAGUGGUGAUGAUCGCUUUACAAUGCUUAGCACUGUACGGCCAGCUCCGUAUUACACCACAACGAUCCCAACGAGCGUCCACACUGGGGAAACUGGGGGAGGUUCGGAAGACAUUACAGAACAUCCACCGGAGGAAGGUACAACGGAACCGCCAGAGGAGGAAAGUGGUCUUGGGAAUCGAAUCGAUAGUAAACUGUUGCUAUCCCUCGUGGGCUAG
Anopheles moucheti is the source of this 966-nucleotide messenger RNA. RefSeq lists its product as uncharacterized. The record is from RefSeq and is a predicted model, not a curated record. The annotation marks the transcript as partial. NCBI's taxonomy places the organism in Eukaryota, Metazoa, Arthropoda, Insecta, Diptera, Culicidae. The transcript is spliced from 3 exons.